AUGCAGCACUCGGCCCGCCCGUCCGCCGCCCAUGCGCCCGACACCGCCCUGCGCCGCUCGUCGCGCCACUCGUCCAACGCGACCCUCCUCUCGCUCGAGUCGCCACUUCGCCCGGCCAAGCGCCGCAACACGGGCACGCAGAAGCUCGAGUCCAAGUCCAAGGUCAAGACGGGCGAGCCGACCGCCAAAAAGCCGCGCAGCAAAGGCCCGUACAGCCACCUCGGCGCGGCGCCUUUGUCGGACCGCAUCCAGGACGGCCUCGACGUCCUCUUCUGCGGCGAGAACCCGGGCAUUCGCACCGCCGAGCUCCAGCUACAUUACGCCUCGCCCGCCAACCACUUCUACAAGUGCCUGCACGCCGCGCGGCUCACGCCUUCCGUCCUGUCGCCCGAGUCGAGUCGAACCCUGCCCGAGGACUACAACAUCGGCAUCACGAACCUGAUCGAGCGGCCCACGCGCGAGGCGUCAGAGCUCGGCAAAGACGAGCUUGAAGCCGCGGUCCCCGGCCUCCUCGCCAAGGUCGCUCGCUAUCGGCCCAAGCUCGUCGCAUUUGUCGGCAUCAAGGUCUGCGAGACGGUCCUUCGUUACCUCGCCUCACCUCCUGCGCCGCCGCCGCCGCCGACUGCCAGCUCCGGUCGCAAGGCGAACAAGACGCCGCUCGUCAAGGCGCAGAUCGGCCUGCAGGGCUUUGCCAUCGCGCAUCUUCCUUCCACCUCCCACGACAAGAAGCGUCCCGUCACCUACUUCUACUGCCUUCCCUCGACGUCGGGCCGAGUCGCGGCGUAUCCGGUCCGUUCCUCCUCUCUCGCGCGCGCUCCGCGCGACAGACCCUGA
Rhodotorula graminis WP1 is the source of this 834-nucleotide messenger RNA. RefSeq lists its product as uncharacterized. NCBI's taxonomy places the organism in Eukaryota, Fungi, Basidiomycota, Microbotryomycetes, Sporidiobolales, Sporidiobolaceae. The record is from RefSeq and is a predicted model, not a curated record. The transcript is spliced from 4 exons. Gene Ontology annotation, molecular function: mismatch base pair DNA N-glycosylase activity. The coding region runs from base 1 to 834 and encodes 277 amino acids. Gene Ontology annotation, biological process: base-excision repair, AP site formation.